Molecule: messenger RNA, 705 nt
Organism: Fusarium vanettenii 77-13-4
Lineage: Eukaryota; Fungi; Ascomycota; Sordariomycetes; Hypocreales; Nectriaceae
Exons: 1
Molecular function (GO): hydrolase activity
Source: RefSeq, a predicted model, not a curated record
CGGCCCGGCAUCCUUUUCAUCCAUGGCGGAGGAAGGGUCAUGGGAAAUGUCUACGUUGGUCUCGCAGCAGUGAGCGAGUUCGUCAAAGAGCUCGAUGCUGUGGUGGUCAGUCCUGGAUACCGCUUGGCCCCAGACUUUCACGGUAGUGCUGCAGUUCAAGACAGCUACGCUUCACUGGUCUGGAUGUCCGAAAACCUGAGCAAGCUCGACAUCGACCCGGCUCGUUUCAUCAUCGCUGGCGUCUCAGCUGGAGCAGGCAUAGCCGCAGGGACAUUGCUGUACUCCCGGGACCACAAUGGCCCUAAAGUCUGCGCGCAGUUGCUGGUAUGCCCGAUGCUUGAUGAUCGGUUCACCAGCUUGUCGAGUCGACAGUUUGAAAACGGUCGAGGCUUUUACACAGCUUGGGGUCGAUACGCCUGGAAAUUGGUUCUCGGCGAUGAUGCCGAGAAGGGAACUGUCAGUCAGUACGUGGCACCCGGGCGUGCUGAAGACUUGUCAGACCUUCCACCUGCCUAUAUCGAUGCCGGUUCUGGUGAGCCCUUCCGGGAUGAGGACAUUGCCUAUGCUACCAAACUCUGGGAAUGCGGUGUUCAAGCAGAUUUGCACAUUUGGGGAGGAGGAUGCCAUGGGUUUGACUUGUUCUAUCCUACUGAGAUAGGUGCUGAAGCCAUCAAGACGAGAAAUGCCUGGCUACGGAAGGUUUUG